Molecule: messenger RNA, 1623 nt
Organism: Protopterus annectens (West African lungfish)
Lineage: Eukaryota; Metazoa; Chordata; Ceratodontiformes; Protopteridae
Product: alcohol dehydrogenase class-3-like
Exons: 9
Coding region: 197-1330 (377 amino acids)
Biological process (GO): formaldehyde catabolic process; retinoic acid metabolic process; retinol metabolic process
Cellular component (GO): cytosol
Molecular function (GO): S-(hydroxymethyl)glutathione dehydrogenase [NAD(P)+] activity; zinc ion binding; all-trans-retinol dehydrogenase (NAD+) activity
Source: RefSeq, a predicted model, not a curated record
AGGCAUUUAUUACACUGACAAGCUUUAAAGCAUAUGAAGACAGAUAAUGUGCUCCUAGGGCCUUUAGCACUGUAAAUAUUCGCUAAACAGUCACUCACUGAAGAGCAGAAGGGGCGGGGAUAGAAGUCGGAGCUAAUCGAAUAAAGACUUACUGACCUUUAUUCCACCCGUCUUGCAUACCUGAGCAGCUGGUGAAAUGGGCACACAAACAGCUGAAAAAGUCAUCAAGUGUAAGGCUGCUGUUGCUUGGGAAGCAGGAAAAAUAUCCAUUGAAGAAAUAGAAGUUGCUCCUCCAAAAGCCCAUGAGGUCCGCAUUAAGAUCGUUGCUACUGGUGUUUGCCGUUCUGAUGCCUUCGGUUUAAGUGGUGUUGAUCAACUAGUAACAUUUCCUGCCAUUCUUGGCCAUGAGGGAGCUGGCAUUGUUGAGAGUGUUGGGGAAGGUGUAACUGUAGUCAAGCCAGGAGACAAAGUCAUUCCUUUAUACAUGCCUCAAUGUAGGGAAUGUGGAAGCUGCCUGAGUUCUAAAACCAAUAUGUGCUCAAAGCUUCGAAACACAAACAAGUUAGGCUUAAUGCCUGAUUCCACUACCAGAUUCACAUGCAAAGGACAGGCAAUUCACCAUUUCCUGGGUACUUCCACCUUCGCGGAGUACACAGUCGUUGCAGAUGUCUCUCUUGCUAAAAUAGAUGAUGCCGCACCUUUGGAGAAAGUCUGUUUGAUUGGAUGUUGCAUUCCUACUGGAUAUGGUGCAGCCCUCAACACUGCUAAGGUUGAACCUGGCUCGACUUGUGCUGUGUUUGGUUUGGGAGGCGUUGGCCUUGCAGCUGUUAUGGGAUGUAAAGCAGCUGGUGCAUCAAGAAUUUUUGGUAUUGAUAUAAAAAAGGAGAAGUUUGAGAAGGCUAAAUUGAUGGGUGCCACUGACUGUCUAAGUCCUGAAGAUUAUGAAAAACCCAUUCAUGAAGUGUUGAUCGAAAAAACUGGUGCUGGUGUAGAUUAUGCAAUUGAGUGUAUCGGUAAUGUGGAUGUAAUGAAAUCUGCUGUGGAUGCCUGCCGCCCAGACUGGGGAACUGCUGUUAUUAUUGGUAUAGCCGCACCUGGAAAGUCUAUCUCAAUUGUUCCAGUUAAGCUCUUAUUUGGGUUUACACUGAAAGGGUCAAUUUUUGGAGGUUGGAAGAGUGCUGAUGCUGUACCUAAGCUAGUAUCAGAAUACCUUAACAAUAAACUGAAAGUGGAUGAAUUUAUUAGCCACAGUAUGCCUUUUGACAAAAUCAAUGAGGCUUUUGAACUGUUGAACAAUGGACAGAGCCUCCGAAGUGUGCUACUGUUUUGAGGUUUCCUAACCUAAGAUGUCCUUAUCUAACUAUUCUACAUUAACAAGAAUUGUCAAAUAACUAACAGAUGAAAGACACUAUCGUUAUGAAAAAAGAGAAGAAAGGAUUGUCCAGAAAUGUUAAUGGGUGCAAAUUACUGUACAAGAACAUGCCAUUUAUUUACUAUAGAGUGGUAACUCAUAAGAAAUGCCAAGGUAAAAAUAUUGCAGAAACAGUGUAUACAGUAUACUUAUACCUUGUUACUUCAUGCAAAUAAUUAUGCAUGUGUUCAUAAUAAACUGAUAAACUCACA